Messenger RNA from Daucus carota subsp. sativus, 1008 nucleotides. Its product is annotated as proline-rich receptor-like protein kinase PERK1. The transcript is spliced from 4 exons. NCBI's taxonomy places the organism in Eukaryota, Viridiplantae, Streptophyta, Magnoliopsida, Apiales, Apiaceae. The record is from RefSeq and is a predicted model, not a curated record. The coding region runs from base 1 to 1008 and encodes 335 amino acids.
AUGUUUAGAGUUUGCUGCUUUGUUCUUAUAAUCACACUUAUCAUUCAAGACUCCACAAUUUUAUGUGCUACUUCCCCUUUGCACGCUCCAACAUAUGCACCAGCGUAUUCUCCAACCAAUGCUCCAACGGAUGCACCAGCUUAUACUCCAACCAAUGCUCCGACGGAUGCACCAGCAUAUACUCCAAAAUUAGCUCCCAAACUCAGCCCCAAGCCCACACCACCGUCUUUGCCAAGCCCGUCUAAAUCUAACAGUGGAGACAUACCACAUUCGCCACCAUCAUUGCCAUCAGUUUCGCCACCACCACAAUCAGCAAAGUCUAGAGGUGGUUCAAAUGGAAUGAAGGGUGGACAGAAGGCGGGCCUUGCAAUUGGAGUCAUUGCUGGUGCUGCCCUUGUGGGAUUUGGAGGUAUGGUGUAUGCAAAACGUCGUCAGAAUAUUCGACGAUCACGAUUCAUGGAUUCUGUGCAGCUUAGUACUCCAUUCAGGAGAGAAUUUCCAGGUAAUACCACGCGUUGCUGCUCAUGCAACUUCCUUCUGGCAUAUUCCAGUGAACAAAUUGAGUUUGUACUUUGCUAUUGUCUGGUGGAAACAAAAAAUGAACCUAAUCACGAAGCUAGCACUUUAUCUUCCAAGCACUUGACACUCCUAUGCGGUGGAUCACCUGCACCCGCGCCUGGUCCAAAAAUACAUAAAGCACCCGCGCCUACUCCCACAUAUAUACCCUCGCCUUCGCCAAGGCCCCCGCAAUCAUGGCCGAGCCCGUCUCACCAUGAUAAAGAUGACUCGCCACCGUCGCCAUCGCCACGAGCAGCGAAGUUUAGAGGCAGUUCAAAAGGGAUGAGCGGCGGGCAAAAGGUUGGCCUAGCGUUUGGAGUCAUUGUUGGGGCUGCUCUGUUGGGUUUUGCGGGAAUGGUUUACGCUAAACGUCGUAGCAAUAUUAGGCGAUCACGGAAUGCUGGUUCUGUGCAACUUGGCGCUGCGUUCGUGAGGAGACCAUCUCCGUGA